Molecule: messenger RNA, 3758 nt
Organism: Helicoverpa armigera (cotton bollworm)
Lineage: Eukaryota; Metazoa; Arthropoda; Insecta; Lepidoptera; Noctuidae
Product: zinc transporter ZIP13 homolog
Exons: 8
Coding region: 452-1630 (392 amino acids)
Biological process (GO): intracellular zinc ion homeostasis; zinc ion transmembrane transport
Cellular component (GO): membrane
Molecular function (GO): zinc ion transmembrane transporter activity
Source: RefSeq, a predicted model, not a curated record
CCGUUCAUCCGGUUAAUCAUUCAUCAGUUCAUAUUUUGCUCGUGCUCGUGCAUUGUUUGCAAUGUUCGUUGGCGGGGUGUCAAUGAUAUUCGUAAAAUAUCUCAAGUGCGCAUAAUACAAAAUAUUAUUUAUGAAACGUUGGCGACCCACUACAGUCUUUGUUUAAAAAAUAUCUAAGAAAGAUAAGGACUAUAUCAGUCGGACGUUCUCAGUCUCAGUGAAGAUUAGUUCGUCUGCUCUCGGGCAUCUUGCUUUAUCUCAAUAACUCGGAAAUGCGAACAUCUCCAGUGUACUGAUUAUAUAUUCAGUUCAUCGCGCGAAACAGUAUCCGCCGGUUGUUUUGACUAUGUAUCGGUAGCACUGGCUGGUUAGAAAAAAAAUAUAGUAGUCUGUGAACUUUUGAAAAAGGAACACUUAUUUGUUGGUAUUUUUAUUGGGGGAAUUAGUCGUAAUGGCGGGUUAUUUACCGGAGUAUAUGUUCACUUUUGUGGAUCAGCUUGACGAGCACCCGUGGCUCUUCGCAGGGCUGGCAUCAGUCCUUGUGGGGCUCAGUGGCAUCUUCCCACUGCUCAUCAUUCCUCUAGACGCGACAGACACCUUCACUGAUGGCCCUGGAGCGUCUAUGCUGAGGAUACUACUGAGCUUCGCAGUGGGUGGUCUACUGGGCGACGUGUUCCUACAUCUGCUGCCUGAAGCCUGGCAGAACGAUCUCAAUAAUACUAAACCGGGCGAGCACGUAUCCUUAAAAAGUGGACUAUGGUGCCUCUGCGGUAUGCUAGUCUUCAUCGUCGUGGAGAAACUCUUCGCUGCCACAGAACAGGACGAAAGCGAGGAAGAAUCACCCGAGGAACAAGACAUCGUCAAGCAAAACGGGACCAAAAUCAAACAGAUUGAGAUCGAAGAGAUUGAGAAGCUUCUUAACUUGGAAAGAAGGCAGAGAGGCAAGAGUAUAGGAGAAGGUAUUUGUGAUAGCAACGGCGUGGUGACGGCGAAGGAACUGUAUGAUACCUGUGUCUUCAAUAAUAAUACUAAAGGUGUAUGCUGCAACUCGGUAGCUACUCAGAACGGCAACACUCGCUGCAACAGCAAGGGCAACAGAUGGAUGGGACGCUGCCUGCUGCGCGAGGCGCGGGAGCAGGCCCUCAAAGCCACUAAGGAGAAGUCCAACAAGAAAGACGUGGCAGGUUACCUGAACUUGAUGGCGAAUUCUAUUGACAACUUCACUCACGGGCUGGCUGUGGGAGGCUCUUUCCUCGUCGGCUUCCGAGUCGGACUACUUACAACGUUCGCUAUACUCGUUCACGAGAUCCCUCACGAAGUUGGUGAUUUCGCUAUUCUACUGAAAAGCGGGUUUUCCCGGUGGGAAGCAGCUAAAGCGCAACUGGCAACGGCGGCAGCAGGUCUGAUCGGCGCCAUGACGGCAGUUAUAUUCAGUGGUGCUAGGAACUCUAUUGAGGCAAAAACAUCCUGGAUAGUCCCAUUCACAGCGGGCGGUUUCCUCCACAUUGCUCUGGUCACCGUCUUACCUGAUCUCCUCCGAGAGCCUGACAAGAUACAAUCCCUCAAGCAUCUCGGAGCCCUCGUCUCCGGGAUACUCAUCAUGGCUGUCAUGACCUAUUACUUCGGAUAAGAUGCACUGGAUCCCAAGACAUGAAGGCAAUCCCAAGAAUAUGAAGAAAGAAACAGGAAUUUGUAUUGUGUCUGUGUAAAAGUGAUGAGAUUGCUUUGUGCGGUGUUGAAGUGUGGGAAUAUUUAUUUUGAUGUUGCCCUAAAGUUUGAUGGUUUAAUGGGCAAGUUUUUGGAUAAAAAUCAUCUGAGUGUUUUCACCAUCGGAUGCAGAUUUGAAAAGCGUAAUACCAAUUUGUAAGUACGUACAGUGAUAGCUUUUCACCAUAAAUGAAUUAAUUGUACAGAUAGCACCUACCUUAACCUGUCAAACUUCUUCUAUACAUUUUUAACCUUAUCACAUAGUGGAAGGUUAAUAUUUGAUUGGAAAAAUUUGACAGAUUCGGGCAGAUUGACUUGUACAAGUAAAAUCUACAGCUUAUUACAUAUCUAAGCUGUCAUAAAAAAAACCUUAGUAUGUUGUAAAUAUAAAUACUGUCAUCAGUGGCUAUAAACUUAGGAAUCAUAUAUUUUUAUAUUCUUAAGGUAAAUCGUCCCAUAGGACACUAAAUGAGUAUUAAUAUUUUUGAAUUUAACUUAGACUGUGAGUAAGUGGAAGUUAAGUUACAACUGUAGAAUGUUAAGUAAAUAAUACUCCGAUAGCGUACUAAGUGAUACGUAAAUAUUUUGAAAUUAUAUAUUUUCUGUACUGGUAACACUCCCAGUGUUGCUCACUGCAGUCGAGAACAUAACUUGAGACUAAUGGACAGUUUCACCAGUUACUGAUAAAAUCUCUGAUAACCUAUUAAGAACUUAUCUGACAGGUAAACGUUAAUAACAGGAAUUUAUUAGAAGCCUGUCUGGCAGAUAGCAUUAACUAUCAGAUAUCUGAGACUAUCAGUAACCAGUGAAGCCAGGCCUAAAUGUGUUUAAAAUCAGAAAAAAAUGUAUUUAUUCAUUUUACUUUAUUCCUUAAACUAUGUAUGAAAUUAUACUUUAUAUUCGAACAUAAAGGUUGCUAAACAUAAAGAAAAUAGCUAUCUAUCGAAUUGUACUCCACUAAGUAAAUGUACAAACGUAUUUAGAUAUUAAUCACUUAUUAAAACCAAAUCACACUAUGUUAUGUAGUUUUAAGCUAUCAUUUUUGAUUAAAUGUUUUAUUUUGUGUUUUAUACGAUCUCAGAAAAUACAAGAAUACUUUUAAAAGUAAUUGAAAAACAAAGUUACAAAAUCGUUGUUGAGGUCUCUAAUACUUGAAAAUUACAUUAAUCAAUAAAAAAAUGUAAAUUAUUGUAAAUACUAUGGAGUUAAGAACUUAGUCGCCUAGUGGUUUAAGUACCAGCCUCACAAGUACGAGAGUGCGGGUUCGAUUGCAGGUCAAACAAGUUACAAGAGUAUAGGGCGCAAUGUAAUAUUGGACAGUUACAAUUUGUUUUUUGUUUUUAGGAUGUAAUAGACUUAAUUGCGAUGAUAAAUUAAUGACUACGGUCUUUGCAAUUCGGCUGAAACUUCUAGUAAACAAAAAGGUAUAUUAUUGGUAAUAUAUAAGUAAUAUUUCUUUACAGUAAUACAUUAUGUCGCGAUUAAGUCCCAAUUGUGCAUAAAAUAUUUGUACAAGUUACGAAAGUUUAAAACCGAUUGAAUUGCAGUUAAUAUCUAUCUUGGAACAAACAGCCCACGUAAGCAAUAAAAAACUUAGUCCCUUAGCAAAUAGUACAAACUCCACUUGUAAUAUUGUGAUAGUUUUCUAGUUAUUCAUAUAUUUUUUGUUAUUUCCACAUUUAGAGGUGCAGACGUUUUUGUUAUUAUAUUUCAAUUUAUUUUUCGCCCGUUUCUAUACACGUAAUCAUGCAUUUUAGUUGUUAAUAAAAAUAUUGCUAGCGAGUGCAUUUAGACAAGUAGCUAUAUUAUAAAAAUCUAAAAUACUUACGUCAAUUUAAAUUUUGUAUCAAAUUUUUUGUACGUUCUGUAAUGAUACGUAAGAUUUUCAAUUUGUUCGCUAUUUGCACUUGAUAUAUAAACAAUUAUGUAUCUACAAUGAGUAGCCAUUAAAAUAUAUUGUGAUAAAUAAUGCCAUUUACGAGUAUUUUAGUCGUGAGAACGACGUUACUAUUAAGAAAGUGUUAAAAGUCAAUAAAAUUAUCAGAAGCAGU